AUGGGCAGCGACAACGAGAAGCAACCUCCGGGAGGCCUGGACAAGACCCCCGUCCAGCGGACACCUGGUACGACCUACACUGUCAAAGUCACCUUCCACCGCGCCAACAACAUCCCCGUCUCGGACUUUGGCAAACGCUCCUCGGACCCCUACAUCCUCGCGCAGAUGGAUACCGGUCUACCUAGCCGUCAUUCCGCCGACCCUCCAUUACGGUACCGCUCUCACACGGUCUACGAGAGCACCGAGCCCAAAUGGGAAUCGUCCUGGACCGUCGCGGGCGUACCAGCCUCGGGCUUCGUGCUCAAGGCCCGCCUGUACGACGAGGACCCGGAGGACCACGAUGAUAAGCUCGGCAAGGUGUAUAUCCAGACGGGCAAGCUGAACGACGGGUUCAAGCUCGACCAGCAGGUGUACAAGAUGACCUCGAAGGGGGCGAGCGUCCGGGCGUAUGGCUUGAGGUGGUGCACGAGUAUGGCGAAGCGGGAUAACAUGCACGUCAAGUUGACGGUGUCGAUCGAGGUGCUGGGGAAGACGGAGGAGGAGGUCGGGAAGGCGUACACCAUGAACUGCUUCUGGUGGAAGCAUUUCUCGCCGAUGAUUGGGAAGUUGGCGGGGACAAAGGCACAUGACGAUGAUGCUGGCGUGGAGAAGACAAAUUUCCAAUCGAACGAGUUCCAACUCCGCGGUCCGGUUCCAAAUGAGCUCUACCACCGCUUCGUCGAGUUCAAGCCAUUCAUCGGUUGGAUGUUCAAGCGGAAAGGCAUCAGCGGAUGGGCGCUCCACAAGGCGUUACAUCACCAGCACGAGCGGAUCUACAACUUUGCCCCUACGUCCAAACACGGUCGGUUCGACGGGCCCUGCGAGGAAAUGACAAGUCAGUUCCUCGACAUGGUACAUUAUGAUCUGGGCGGGCGGAUAUUUACCUAUGUCAUCACGCUGGACGGGCUGUUCCGGUUCACGGAGACGGGCAAGGAGUUUGGGAUCGACCUGUUGAGCAAGCACACCAUGCACUCGAACGUACACGCGUACAUCUCUUGGAGCGGCGAGUUCCUUGUGCGGCGGCUAGAACAUCCCAACGAGUCCGCUCGUGAUCCCGAUCAAAAGACUCAUCCUCCGGAUGCUGUCAAGAGCGACAAAGAGGACAAGGACAAGCCGCCGACCGAGCCACGGUUCUACGGGCUCAUCAUCGACAAUGACAGCGGGACGUAUCGGCCCGAGAAAUCCCUCCUCCCCGUCCUUCAACAGUUUCUCGAGAAGAAUCUGGUCGGGCUCCAGAUCGUCACGAUGGCGUGUGACGACAAAAAGCUGGAGAAGAUCAAGGAGGAACAGGUGGAGGUGAAGAAGAAGGAAGGGGAGCAUAUGGUCAUUGGGCAGGGGAGCGAUGCGUCCAGUAUAUCCAGCUCGGAUGUGUCGGAGUUGGAGGAUAGGGCUGAGAAUCCAAAGGAGACGCUGGCGGGCUUGUUACCAGGGAAGGGGACAAAGACGAGGGAAAAGAGGGAGGAGAAGGCAGACAAUGCGGCGGCGGAGCAGACAGCUGCCAGGUAG
Dioszegia hungarica is the source of this 1545-nucleotide messenger RNA. RefSeq lists its product as uncharacterized. The record is from RefSeq and is a predicted model, not a curated record. Gene Ontology annotation, biological process: positive regulation of gene expression. Bases 1 to 1545 code for a protein of 514 amino acids. Lineage: Eukaryota; Fungi; Basidiomycota; Tremellomycetes; Tremellales; Bulleribasidiaceae. The transcript has 4 exons.